Populus trichocarpa (black cottonwood) is the source of this 1149-nucleotide messenger RNA. RefSeq names its product TIP41-like protein. Gene Ontology annotation, cellular component: cytosol. The record is from RefSeq and is a predicted model, not a curated record. Bases 61 to 933 code for a protein of 290 amino acids. The transcript has 8 exons. Gene Ontology annotation, biological process: TOR signaling. Lineage: Eukaryota; Viridiplantae; Streptophyta; Magnoliopsida; Malpighiales; Salicaceae.
AACCCAGAAAGGCCAAAGCAAAGCAGAAAAGCCGCAGAGCAACCGAAAAAAAUCACCGCAAUGGAGUUGGAAGUAGAUGACAAAGACCUUAAAGCCGCCGGCGCCGAGAUUUUAACCGACGGCCACCAUGGACUACGCAUCCACGGCUGGGAAAUCGUAUCCUACAAGGGCUCCAUUCUCAAGUCCUCCUCUGUGAUCACAUGGGAAGAGAAGCUAGAAACUUCUCAUUUACCAGAGAUGGUUUUUGGAGAAAGUUCUUUGGUGCUUAAACAUGUAAUUAGUGGUGCCAAAAUUCAUUUUAAUGCAUUUGAUGCCCUGACUGGCUGGAAAAAAGAGGCUUUACCGCCGGUUGAAGUUCCUGCUGCUGCACAAUGGAAAUUUAGAAGCAAACCAUUCCAACAGGUGAUAUUGGAUUAUGAUUAUACAUUCACGACGCCUUAUUGUGGUUCUGAAACAAUUGGAUUAGAUAUGGAGAAGAAAGACAGUGGGGAAAUUUUGGAGGCUACCUGCAGCCCCUGUUGGGAAGACUGUGAAGAGCAAAUUGAUGUGGUUGCACUUGCAUCAAAAGAACCUAUUCUUUUCUAUGAUGAGGUAGUUUUGUAUGAAGAUGAACUGGCUGAUAAUGGGGUUUCACUUUUAACUGUAAAAGUGAGAGUCAUGCCAAGUUGUUGGUUUCUUCUUUUGCGCUUCUGGCUUAGAGUUGAUGGAGUGUUAAUGAGAUUAAGGGAUACUCGUAUGCAUUGUGCUUUUAGUGAUAGUGCAAAUCCUGUCAUUCUUCGAGAAAGCUGCUGGAGAGAAGCCACCUUUCAAGCUCUGGCUGCCAAAGGAUAUCCUACUGAUGCUGCUUCAUAUAGUGAUCCAAGCAUCAUCAGCCAAAAGCUUCCUGUCAUCAUGCAUAAGACUCAAAAGCUUGUGGUCCACAGUAACUUGUAAGGCUGUAAAUUGUCUGUGCAUGAAGAUUUGAAUUGUUUACUAUGUUGAGGUCAUAUAGAAAUCAAAUCCUUUCUGGUGGAUUCAUUUCUCCUAGUGGGUUUUUAAGUCACUCUUGUUACAUCAACAAGCUAUCUUAUGGAUUUAUUUGUGGAAAGAGGAAAAAAAAAACAAUAUCCUCUGGAUAAACAAAGAUAUUAGUUUAAGAUAUUCUCUGUA